Messenger RNA from Suncus etruscus (white-toothed pygmy shrew), 2927 nucleotides. It is a transcript of the gene GOPC, whose product is annotated as golgi associated PDZ and coiled-coil motif containing. Lineage: Eukaryota; Metazoa; Chordata; Mammalia; Eulipotyphla; Soricidae. Gene Ontology annotation, molecular function: transmembrane transporter binding. The record is from RefSeq and is a predicted model, not a curated record. Gene Ontology annotation, cellular component: Golgi apparatus; trans-Golgi network transport vesicle; membrane. The transcript is spliced from 9 exons. Gene Ontology annotation, biological process: negative regulation of protein localization to cell surface. The coding region runs from base 106 to 1488 and encodes 460 amino acids.
UCCGUGCGCGGGGCGGGGUCCCCGCAGUUCCAGUAGUUCCCCUCGCGCGGGGCGGGCGGUGCGGGGCUCGGCAGCGGGCGAAGGAAGGAGGCCCUAGACGGCGCCAUGUCGGCGGGCGGCCCGUGCCCCGCUGGAGCCGGAGGGGGUCCCGGGAGUGCCUCCUGCGGCGUGGGGGUCUCCCCCGGCGGGGUGUCCAUGUUCCGGUGGCUGGAGGUGCUGGAGAAGGAGUUCGACAAGGCCUUCGUGGAUGUGGACCUGCUGCUGGGCGAGAUCGACCCGGACCAGGCGGACAUCACUUACGAGGGCCGGCAGAAGAUGACCAGCCUGAGCUCCUGCUUCGCCCAGCUCUGCCACAAAGCCCAGACCGUGUCCCAGAUCAACCACAAGCUGGAGGCACAAUUAGUGGAUUUGAAAUCUGAACUUACAGAAACCCAAGCAGAGAAAGUUGUACUGGAGAAGGAAGUACAUGAUCAGCUUUUACAACUGCACUCUGUUCAACUUCAACUUCAUGCUAAAACUGGUCAAAAUGUUGACUCGGGUACCAUUAAGGCAAAACUGUCUGUCCCCUCUGUGGAGGAACUGGAACGAGAGCUUGAAGCAAACAAAAAAGAGAAAAUGAAAGAAGCUCAACUUGAAGCUGAAGUCAAAUUAUUGAGAAAAGAGAAUGAAGCCCUUCGUAGACAUAUAGCUGUUCUCCAGGCUGAAGUUUAUGGGGCAAGAUUGGCUGCCAAGUACUUGGAUAAGGAACUGGCAGGAAGGGUCCAGCAAAUACAGUUGCUAGGACGAGAUAUGAAGGGACCUGCUCAUGAUAAGCUUUGGAACCAGUUGGAAGCCGAAAUACAUUUGCAUCGUCACAAAACUGUUAUCAGAGCCUGCAGAGGACGUAAUGACCUAAAACGACCAAUGCAAGCACCACCAGGCCAUGAUCAAGACUCUUUAAAGAAAAGCCAAGGUGUCGGUCCUAUUCGAAAAGUUCUCCUCCUCAAGGAAGAUCAUGAAGGCCUUGGCAUUUCAAUUACAGGUGGGAAAGAACAUGGUGUUCCAAUUCUUAUUUCUGAAAUCCAUCCAGGACAGCCUGCUGAUAGAUGUGGAGGACUACAUGUUGGAGAUGCUAUUUUGGCUGUUAAUGGUGUUAACUUAAGGGACACAAAGCAUAAAGAAGCUGUAACUAUUCUUUCCCAGCAGAGGGGAGAGAUUGAAUUUGAAGUAGUGUAUGUGGCUCCUGAAGUGGAUUCUGAUGAUGAAAAUGUAGAGUAUGAAGAUGAGAGUGGACAUCGUUACCGUUUGUAUCUUGACGAAUUAGAGGGAAGUAGUAAUCCUGGUGCAACUUGUAAAGAUACAGGCGGGGAUAUCAAAGUGUUACAAGGAUUUAAUAAGAAGACAGUAACUGAUGGACAUGAAAAUGGAGACCUCGGUGAAACUCCACUAGAGGACAGUGCUUCUAAGUUAGAUGAUCUGCACAGUCUUUAUCAUAAAAAAUCCUAUUAAAUUGACUGUCUCCAAACAAGAUUGCUAAUGAGAUUAUGCUGAAUUUGGGACACUAGGAAGACAGUGACAAAGACUAUAUUUACAUAGUUCAAGGGAGGCUGUUUGUUGCCUAAGUGAAAGGCGGUACCUCAGGGCUUUGUGAGAACAAUUCUAAAUGCAUAAAACUUCCCAUUUUCCGUGGUAUACCCUGACUAACUAUUGCAUGAAAAACAAUUUGCUUUUCUUUAAAAUUGUAAAAAACUCCAAAGCAUGUUUCCCACAGGUAUAUUUCUAAGCUCGUUAGUACCAUAUGAAGCACCACUGUUUAAUUUGGUUCCUUUUUUAUUUAGUAGAAGGACAGUGUUAACUGGAAUUUUAUAAGAAAUAACCUUGAAAUACAAGAGAAUAAAUGGAUUCUUGUUAUGUAUUCCAAAAUGUUAAGUGUGCUGUUUCAAAGGACAGAAUUUUCUUGACUUAGUGAAUUACAGAAAUGCAGGCUUCAUUUUUUUUUUAAACUGAAAGAAUGGUUUUGGUUUUUAUUUUUACAUUUUUAUUUUAUAUCCUGAUAUCUAAAUCAGUCCUUAAUGGCCAUUAUAAUGAGUUUUCCUUUUAAGUUUAUUCAAUGCAGUACAAAAUUAUUUUAAGAAGUCCUUAAUCAAUGCUGCACUAGAGAUAGUUUUUGAAAAGUUACUGUGCUUUAUACUUGCUGUUUUUUUUUUUUAAAGAAAUACAGAUGUCAGUGUAAAAUACCUGUUCUGAAUUAUGUUGAUCUGUAUGCAUGGUAUUGGAGCAUUAUAUUAUAUUAUUAAUGUUUAGUCUUAAAUGUAUUUUUUCAGGGCUGCAAAAAAGGACAGUUUUACACAUUUUGAGUCAUUUAUAAAGUUUGUCUUGUAAUAAUCUUGGCACUUCAAGAUAACUUUUUCUGGCAGUGAAAACCCAAAUUUAUUACUGUGUCACAAAAUGUUACUUUCACAUAACAGUUACCAGUCGAAGUAAACAAGUUGGCAGUCACCUAUAGAGCUGAGGCACCAUAUGGACAAGAUGAAUUGAAGACAUUUUGAUGCAGUAAUGGUUGACUUUUCUUGACAAUAUUUGUUGAAGGAAGGAGUGAUAGUUUGCCAUUAUCACAGUCUUAAAGAAUGUAUACAUAGGUUGAAGGGAAUAUUAAAUGGGGAAAGCAUACAACUUUUAGAAUAUUAUCAGUAUCUUCAUUUUAAUAUAUAGAUGCUAUGUGAUAUAGGACUUUUUGUCUUAGAUGCACUAUAUAUUUGUUCAUAGAUAAAUCUGUACAAUGUAUAUACUUUUUGGUGGUUUUGUUAUUUAUAAAUUUUGUCUCAACUAUUGCUCAUUUACGUUUUGUUUUGAAUGUUGUUUCUUUUUAUGUAUCACCAAGUCAAUUUGUAAUAGAAAUGCACUUCAUAACCUAUAUUGUUAUUAAUAUUAAAAUCCUUGUAGCAUUA